Molecule: messenger RNA, 336 nt
Organism: Saccharomycopsis crataegensis
Lineage: Eukaryota; Fungi; Ascomycota; Saccharomycetes; Ascoideales; Saccharomycopsidaceae
Gene: PET191
Product: Pet191p
Exons: 2
Coding region: 1-336 (111 amino acids)
Biological process (GO): mitochondrial respiratory chain complex IV assembly
Cellular component (GO): mitochondrion
Source: RefSeq, a predicted model, not a curated record
AUGCCUGCAAGUUGCAAAGACCAGAAAAAAGCCCUCGCGAUUUGCCUCCAGCGAUCACCGUGUGUGCUCAUCAACCGCCAUACUCCAAAAGAAUGUGUGACCAAUCCUAAAUUGAGAGACGAGGUGCCAGAAAUAUGCCAGGAUUUGUUCAGAUCUUUCUUCGAGUGCAAGUCGGGGGCCGUGGAUCGGUCCAAGAGAUUCAGAGGAAAUGGGGCAUUGUCUACUGGUAAAUAUGACGAAACUUACGAGAAGUUGUCUACCGGGGACUUUGAUCCUCUAGAAGAGUACCGGAAGUUGAAGGAGUUGGAUAAAUUCAGUAGUAUCAAAAGGACCUGA